Molecule: messenger RNA, 2190 nt
Organism: Hyaloscypha bicolor E
Lineage: Eukaryota; Fungi; Ascomycota; Leotiomycetes; Helotiales; Hyaloscyphaceae
Exons: 2
Coding region: 1-2190 (729 amino acids)
Biological process (GO): DNA-templated transcription
Cellular component (GO): nucleus
Molecular function (GO): zinc ion binding; DNA-binding transcription factor activity, RNA polymerase II-specific; DNA binding
Source: RefSeq, a predicted model, not a curated record
AUGAGCAGUACAACGUCGGCAGAAUCGGGAUCCAAUAUCAGAAGUCGGAAGGAUAGGCCGUGCGAUGCGUGCCGGCGGCGGAAGAGCAGAUGUGUGAUCAAUGAGGGGCAGACGAGCUGUGUGUUGUGCCAGUUUCAUACCCAGGAAUGUACCUUCGUUCAGAGCCCGCAGCCGAGAAAGAGAAAAUUGAACACGGAGGGGAAGGAAGAAUCUGUCGCGAAAAGAAGAUCACCAGAUAGAACAGACGAGAGAAAGCGAAGACCGACCGAGUCGAGUGUCUCGAGCACUGGAGCUACCAAUUCGCUGAUUGAGGAUAUGGCCAAUAUUGGAGGGCCGACUCUGCUGAAGCGAACACUGGGACUCCAGAACGAUCGAUACAGCCAAUAUAUUGGACCCACGACCGAUUUCGAGCCAUCGCUUAUCGAUUUAUCGCCUUUCGACCCUCAAGAUGAAAGUUUGUUGUCGCGGGGGACGUUGAGGAAAGUUAGCGAUGUGGAUACUUUUCUGAUGUUGCCGGACUACAGCACGCCAGGUCACGAGCACCAGGUCGAGGAUGCCGACGCAAUCGAGAACAUUAUUGCACCACACGGACCCGCGCUGCUCGAUCUAUAUUUCCAGAUCAUUCAUCCCAACUUCCCAAUCCUUCAAAAAACAGUUUUCUUCGAGAAGUACAAUCGAUCAUAUCGCGAAUUUUCUCCCCCAAUCCUUGCAGCUGUUUAUAUCCUGGCCAUCAACUGGUGGGACCACAGCGAAGAGCUUGUCAAUGUCCCCAAACCGGAUAUUCAUGAGCUGGAAAGAUUGGCACGGGUCACGUUGGCAGAUGCCAUGUACAGACCGAAACUAUCCACGGUUCAGGCGGGGCUGCUGCUCUCCCAACGGCCCGAAGGCGAUCAAUGGGCACCGACGGCGCAACUUGUGGCGAUUGGACAAGAACUCGGACUCCAUCUGGACUGCUCUAAUUGGAAGAUCCCUCCGUGGGAGCGUGGGUUGCGAAAACGUCUUGCCUGGGCUUUAUACAUGCAGGACAAGUGGGGGUCACUGGUCCAUGGCCGACCCUCCCACAUCUUCGCUUCCAACUGGGCGGUUCUACCCCUCUCGCCAAGUGACUUCCCCGACGUCGAGUACGACGAAUCAGACACCGAAGAAAGCGCCGAGUACGAAAAGGGUCGUCUGCUCUUCACCCAGACGAUCGUCCUCUCUCAGAUCCUGGCCGAGGUUCUCGACACUUUCUAUACGCUCCAAGCCAUGGCAGCCGUGGCCCAAGCCGGACCUCAAGGCACGCAUCUCGUCCUCCAACUCGCAAAGCCUGUGCAGUUGAAGCUGAAAGACUGGUUCGCCGCCCUUCCUCAAUGCCUACGGAUGGACUCCUCGUCAACCACCUCCCCAAAUAGCACCAAGCUCUCCUCAACCGGCUUCCUGCACCUCGCCUACUUUGCCACAGAAAUCACUCUCCACCGCCGCAUCAUCCGCUCCCUCUCCACCUCAACCACAUCUCCCUCCUCCCCUUCAUCCCCUACCGCUAAGCCAUCCCUCGACCCCUAUAUCGUGCACAUCUGCCGCAGCGCCGCCAAGACCCGCCUCAUUUCCGCCAUGGACUUCGUGAACCGCCUCACCUCCUCCCAUCUCCGCUCCUUCUGGUACUUUGCUUCGAAGACGAACUUUGCCUUGAUAGGCACUUUUGGCUCGUUGCUCUGGGCUACGGCGCCGGGACGGGAAGAGGCGGAUUGGUAUCGCAGGAGACUGGGCGAGUAUCGGUGGACGUUGGGCGUGUCGUGUAAGGGCAGUGGGACGGAGGGUGGGAUUGUGAGGUUGACGGAGUUUGCUAUGGGGAUGUUGGAUGUGUCAACUGGGCUGCUGAAGGCGUUGCCUGAGAAGCCGGCGUUGAGUCGAGUUGGGAGCGAGAGUGAGAAUUUUGGGAGCAGGAGGCAGAGGAGCAUCGCUGAAGGGUAUGGGUAUGGGUAUAAUGGCGGAGGAGGCGGGUUCGGAAUUGGCGGUGCGAGGGGUGAUGGCAGCGUGGGCAGCUUUGGAGCGGAGAGGGAUGGCGAGCAGGAUGCUGGGUUGGGGAUUAGGAGUGGGCUUGCGAGCCCGAGUACGAGCGUGAGCUCGUCUGGAGGAAGUGGAGCGGGCUAUGAUACUUACAUGGCUUCGACGGGCUUUGGUGUCGCGGGAGGUGGCGAUGAGGGAUAUUAA